Messenger RNA from Aspergillus brunneoviolaceus CBS 621.78, 645 nucleotides. RefSeq lists its product as uncharacterized. The record is from RefSeq and is a predicted model, not a curated record. NCBI's taxonomy places the organism in Eukaryota, Fungi, Ascomycota, Eurotiomycetes, Eurotiales, Aspergillaceae. The transcript is spliced from 4 exons. Bases 1 to 645 code for a protein of 214 amino acids.
AUGAAACUCCCCUCGGCUUUCUCCCUGCUCUUCGUUCUGGUGGUGGCGGAGGUGGUAGCGCAGAUCAACUACUCGCAGAACUGUGCCAACAGCAUCGGAACCUGCCAGAACGCUUGCUGGGCAGUUCUAUGCACUCGCGCGACGCGAAUGUUGACCUAUGAUUCCAACAGGGCCAACCAGGCCCCCCGUCGCAGGGCUUCGGGCUGCAGCAGGAACCCCUGCAAUAACAACAACCUUCCCUACCGCAGGUUUGGAAACUCAUGCGACGAGUAUCCCUUCGCCAGUGUCAGGCAGGGCGGAGCAGGAGCCAAGUUGCGCUGUGUUCCCAAAGGCCAGAACGACAGCCAGGGAGGUCAGCUUUCCGCGUUCUACCGCAACAGCGGAAUCCGGAACGGUCAGAGAUAUGGGGUCACCUUGCGUAACUACGGGGGAGCAUAUUUUUGUAGGCAGAGGCCGACCUGCACGAACGACGGGGAGGAGUGGGAGCCAGUGAGCCUGAGAACCCUUGAAGAUGAGGAUGGCGAUCUCCACCUCGUCAUCGCUGAAGAUCCAGAUAAUCCGAUCCGAGUGGGAGACGAGGUAUGGACUGAUCCGAUUCAUGGGACUGUCAGACUUGUUCGGGAAGUUCCGAGUAGUGAGACAUGA